AUGAUUGGUGAGAAGUCUAGCGUCGGUCGUGGUGGUAUGGGCGCUAAAAUUAAGGCGGCCCAAUCUGCGAUCUCGCAGGGUGUGAACGCCGUGGUGAUUGCUAGUGGUUUUAAGUACGGCGUUGUUGGAUCUAUCAUGAAGGGUUCAAAUCUUGGCACGCUCUUUGUGGCUAACCCGGGAAUUGAGUCACCAGACUCAAUGUCUGCCGAGGAGAUGGCAAACGCUGCGCGCGCUGGCUGCCACCAGUUACAGGCGUUGUCAUCAGAAGAGCGCGCAAGUAUUUUAUUCCGCAUUGCUGAUGAACUUCAAAACAAUAGAACCGCAAUUUUGCACGCGAAUCAAAAGGAUCUUUUAGCAGCCCAAAAGGCGUCCAUUGACGAGGGCCUGCUGGCGCGUUUGAAGCUGACAGAGGAGAAGUUGGAGACGUUGGCAGAUGGGAUCCGAAGUAUUGCAGAAUCCGAAGAACCAAUCGGCCGAAUGCUCAAACGUACCGAACUAGCGUCUGGCCUGGUCCUGCACCAGGAAACGGCCUCGAUUGGAGUGCUGCUCGUCAUUUUCGAGAGUCGCCCUGACUCGCUGCCGCAGAUUGCCGCGCUUGCACUGCGCAGCGGAAAUGGUCUGUUGCUGAAGGGCGGCAAGGAAGCCGUCCACAGCAACGCUGCACUGCACAAGAUUAUCGUAGACGCAGUGGAGGUGGCUACGAACGGCAAGGUGAAGAAGGACGUCAUUGGUCUGGUUACGUCUCGCGAGGAAAUUGCUGACCUACUACGUCUGGAUGAUGUUAUUGACCUGUGCAUCCCACGCGGCUCGGGAUCCAUGGUGAGCUACAUUAAGAAAAACACGCGUAUACCUGUCCUUGGUCACGCGGAGGGUGUUUGCCACAUGUACAUCCAUACUGCUGCUGACAUGAAAAAGGCGAUUGAUCUUGCUGUUGAUGCCAAGACCGACUACCCUGCUGCAUGUAACGCUCUCGAGACGCUACUGAUCGAUGAGUCGAUUGUGACCAGUGGACAAGUCACGGAGGUUUUGACAAAGCUGGAGGAAGCUGAUAUAAAUCUGCACAUUGCACCGAAUGCUGCUAAGCUGGGCGUUAUAACAGUGAAGUCGCGCCCCACGACUUCGCUCUCCACCGAGUAUGGCACGAAGGAUAUCACUAUUGAGGUGGUGAACGGUAUCGAUGCCGCGAUCUCCCACAUCAACUUGUACAGCAGUGGUCACACUGAAUGCAUUGUGACGGAAGAUGCAGCUGCUGCAGAGCAGUUUCAGCAGAUGAUUGACAGUGCAUGCGUUUUCUGCAAUGCCAGCACUCGCUUUGCUGAUGGUUACCGUUUUGGUCUGGGUGCCGAGGUUGGUAUCAGCACAGGUCGCAUCCACGCCCGUGGUCCCGUUGGUGUGGAAGGUUUGCUCACGACAAAGUGGAAGCUUGUGUCGGAAAAUGGACACACUGUUGCCCAAUUCUCAAGCGCUAAGAAUGACCACCCACUCAAGUACACGCACAAGAAGUUGGCGUUGAUCCAACACGAGGCAAAUAUUGCUCGCCCGCAGAGUAGCCGUCUAUAA
Messenger RNA from Peronospora belbahrii, 1560 nucleotides. The record is from the annotation of a GenBank genome assembly. NCBI's taxonomy places the organism in Eukaryota, Oomycota, Peronosporomycetes, Peronosporales, Peronosporaceae.